CGCGGGCACGAGCACGCAGGUCGCGCGAUGCUCUGCUCGGAUCCCCGCGCUGCGGCUGCUUGCAGAGAGCGUGCCGACCCUCCACCUCGGCGGCGGAUUUACGUACCUUCGCGCGGACUCGGAGUAGCACUCACGUGUGGGCACUGCCCAUCGGUGUCCAGCAGGCACCCCGGCGCUCAGCAGUGGCCCCCGAGCUUCCCUCCACCACGCUCUGCCAGCGUCUGCGGAGUGCCAGAUUUGCAGGCCGGCCCACUCUGCACAAAAGCCCCAGAGGGCCUCCGCCCCCUUCUUCCGUUCCUAAGAUGCCAAAUCCGAGCCCUUACUCUGUUGGCAGUGUCUCUCCCGAAGACCCAGCUUCCUUUUACUCCUGUUGGCUGCUCUUCCUGGCCCAGGAGGCCAGUUUCUUCUACUGACCCAGAAAGAAAGCUCUUGAUUCAUGUCCUCCUUUCAAGCUUCAGAGCGCCCAACAAAAUAAGUUGAGUGAGCGUGUGGCCUAAAGAUGUUGCACUUACGGGCCUUGUCUCCCUUUCUGAUUUCAGGUUUCCGGAGCAGACCUAGAGCUUCACCAAGAAAAUUCAACUGGGAAACCAAGACUGAUAGACUCUCAUUUCUUCAGACAAUAGGCAGGAGCCACAGACCUCGGAUUUUUGCAACACCUGUUUUCCCUUUGGAGGACGCUAAAUUCUUUGAGAGGACAAAGGCAGUUCAUUAUGGCAACUGAACUGAAAGAACAGGAAGGAGCCAUUACUGUGAUUUGGUGACAGUUCUUCAAACUACCGUGUCUUAAGGAAAGCUGGAUAAAGAACUUCUGAACUUUUGGGUUCAUUAAGUGAAAAAUCAGCAUGGCUCAGGCAAGUCUUCUGGCUUGUGAAGGCCUAGCGGGUGUGAGUUUGGUUCCCACUGCAGCCAGCAAGAAGAUGAUGCUAAGCCAGAUUGCCAGCAAGCAGGCCGAAAAUGGCGAGCGGGCAGGUAGCCCUGAUGUGCUGAGGUGCUCGAGUCAGGGCCACCGAAAAGACGCUGAUAAAUCCCGGAGCCGCAAAGACGAUGACAGCUUGGCCGAGUCCUCCCAUUCAAAAAAGACUGUUAAAAAGGUGGUGGUAGUGGAACAAAAUGGCUCUUUCCAAGUAAAGAUCCCAAAAAAUUUUAUUUGUGAGCACUGCUUUGGAGCUUUCAGAAGCAGUUACCACCUCAAGAGGCACAUCCUGAUCCACACUGGUGAGAAACCAUUUGAAUGUGAUGUGUGUGAUAUGCGUUUCAUCCAGAAGUACCAUCUUGAACGCCACAAGCGUGUGCAUAGUGGUGAGAAGCCUUACCAGUGUGAACGAUGUCAUCAGUGUUUUUCUCGGACAGACCGACUACUCAGACACAAGCGGAUGUGCCAAGGAUGCCAGUCCAAGACGUCUGAUGGGCAGUUUUCUUUAUAGGCACGGGGGCCCACCGAAGAGCACACUCCUCUGCUCUGAGGACCCCACCACCACUCCCUCUGAACCUGUCCCCCUUCCUAGAGGAGUGGCCCCAGGUGAACAGACGAGACCAUCGGAGGACAGCGGCUCCAGAGCCUCAGCUCUGUAAAUAGUCUGAGACUGCGCGACUCUCGGGAGUUUCUGCAGCAUCCUGGGCAGGCGAGCUGGUCCCUGGACCCUACCUGAGGUCGCAGUGGGGAUUGAAAGGUACAGGACCAAGACUAAAAUGUUCCCACAAUCUUGGACUGGAACUGGCAGCUGAAAUGAAAAGGACUGAGGAGGGGAAUUUGUUUGUUCUGCUCUUGUUUUUGUUUAUCCAAAAGUGAUUACAGCAGGUAAACAGGGGACACAGGUAAUUUGGAAAUGCAAAGUAAGGCCUGUGGCUGGCCCAGCCGUUUUUUGUUACCAUAGGCCUUUGGUGUUCCACAGCCCUGCAUCUUACUUCCUGUGUGAAAGAAAAUAGGACCAGAACUGGCAGCUAAGCUUACUUGGACUUGAUAUACACUGUGCGGACAGAAGGAAAGGCUGGAGGAGCAGUGUGAGCUGACAAGAAGAGUGGGCAUCCCUUUUUCUCUCCUCAUAAGAGCAGUGUUGUGCCCGUGGCUGUUCUCAUGGUUUGCACAACGUCAGAGCCUGAUGAGGUCAGCUCAAGUGCCUUUGGAGGAAACUUGGGUGGGGUAGCCCAUGCAGCCCUUUUGUCUGGGCAGUUGAUCUUGGUUAUGGUUUGUGGCUACCUCACUGUCCUUGACUCCAAAAACCAGGCAGCAGUUGAGCAGAGUUGUGGGUAUCAAAGUGGACUGUCCCCUUGUGCCAUCUUAGAACAACUAAGGAUAGUGCAGAGUUUGCCAACACCUGUUAGAGAUGCAGACGUGAUGACCCUAAUGUGACUUGUGUGAUAGACCCUCUUCCUGCCCAAGUCCUGUGGCGAUUCAAGUAGUGGAGGUGGAAGUCUGGUCUUCAGUCCCAAAGAACAUGGACUGGGCUUCCUCCCUGAUAGGCAUCCCUACCCAAUAGGUAGAGGAUGCUGCAGAGGAAGGACCCUAAUGUCUGUUUAUUCUUGACCUUAUUCUGUUCCGAACCCCAUCUUGUCUACCCCUGAGAAAGUGAUGAGGUGCGUGUCUUUGUCUGAUUUGUGGGUUCUUGGUGUAUUUGCUUGGAAGGGAUGAAAAUUAUUAUUGAGCCAAAUGUAUUCGGCCACCAACUUAGAGGACAGAAAGCCUAGAGCAGCCUCCCUGCCCAGACCUGAAGGGUGCCUGCCUCCCAGAGGUUGCUGAGAAGGGAACCGAGGGGGUUUGUUCCAGAAGGAUUUUUUUGGGUUUUUGUUGUUGUUUUUAGACUGAUUCUACAGUACUGCUUAGAGUGUUUCUAAGCCAGGGCUUAUGGAUGCGUAUCUUCUAAAGUGAAAUAACGCCCUUCCUGUUUAAGAAAGGAUCCUUAGGGAGGUUUUGGAAUUCCAUUGAGCACUGCCCCACACCAGGGGACCUACUUCAGGUGUAAUCAUGGAGAUUGACCUGAGCACACAUAGCUGUAGCUGUGGGUAGGAGUCUGAGAUGGCAGCCCAGCCUCCAAUAAGUUCUUGCCUAGCAAAGAGGGCCAGGCAGCAACUUUAGGCUAUGGCCUCUCUCUUCCAGAGUGUUGAGGGACGGGACGUCAUACCUCUUGGGUUGAAGUACUUCAGGGAAAAAGAGGGGAGAUGUUUCAACCUUCAGCUUGACUCUGACGCACCUGAGAGCCUUGGUGAGGUCAGAAAUGUUCACUGCCAUGUGUUCUGGCGUCAUGCUGUCCCUACUGUUUGACAUGCUCUAGAACCUGUGACCCCGGGGCAUCUUUGCGCAUCUAAGGCAGACUUUCAUGUUAGAGGGUUCUGCUGGGCUGGGAUUUUUCUGUCAUUGAACUCUGGGAAAGGAUACACUGAGAAAGAAAUCCUCCCAAAAAUGCUUCUGGAAAUGGGAUCCUUCCCUGCUUCUGGAUGAUGAUCUGUGGGAGAGGUAGAAGACUGACCCAGGCUUCUCCGUGUAUGGAUGUAUGUACUGGGUCAGAGCAGGCCCUGCAGGCCAUGACUUCCUGCCUGAGUGGAAGCUGUGAAGGACAGAACUUCAGGAUGUGUGUACAGAUGGCCCAGCCAGAACCACACUGCCAAGGCCUGGGUGUGAGAAGCCCAGAGGCUGGCAGUGGUUGAGGACAGACAGGCUCUGGGGUGAAGAGUAAUAGGACACCCAAGGGCCCAGGAACCACAGAGGCUCCUGGGGUGUUGUGUUAGCACUGGACAGAUGUCUCAGGUGUGUGUAGAAAGGGGAAUGAAGAGCGGGCAGGUGCCCAGAGAUCCAGAUGUGAAUGUGGGGUUGCGUGGGGAGAGUAACUCCAGUCCCCGGGUGGCUCCUGUGCAGCCCUGCCGUCUGCCCUUGCUGGUCCCUGUCCUUUCCGUCCUUCACUCAGCUACUGAUUGUGCUCCAUGGCUUGACAUGGAGGAUUAGAUGGGUGGAGUCCCACCACAGCUCGGCCCUCUCCCAGGUUCCUUCCGCCCCUGCUGUGGACCUGGGCUUUUAUCUUCAAUUCCCCUCCUACCAUGCUCCACUUUUUUUUUUAAAUAUACUUAUUUUGCUAUGGGGGAGGGGACUAUCAAAUGAACAAGAUCACUUUUAAAUGGUAGUUUUUAUAAGAUGUUAUAAACUUGUAUCUUUUUACCAUUAAAGUGCAGUGUAUGUUCCUUCGUGAUCUAUUUAGGAUAUUUAAAUAAAAAGAAUGGCGCUUUUUUA
Molecule: messenger RNA, 4219 nt
Organism: Arvicola amphibius (Eurasian water vole)
Lineage: Eukaryota; Metazoa; Chordata; Mammalia; Rodentia; Cricetidae
Gene: Znf740
Product: zinc finger protein 740
Exons: 6
Coding region: 843-1424 (193 amino acids)
Biological process (GO): regulation of transcription by RNA polymerase II
Cellular component (GO): nucleus
Molecular function (GO): RNA polymerase II cis-regulatory region sequence-specific DNA binding; DNA-binding transcription factor activity, RNA polymerase II-specific
Source: RefSeq, a predicted model, not a curated record